This is a messenger RNA of Polypterus senegalus (gray bichir), 3129 nucleotides long. RefSeq names its product ankyrin repeat and sterile alpha motif domain containing 4B (gene anks4b). The record is from RefSeq and is a predicted model, not a curated record. Bases 381 to 1703 code for a protein of 440 amino acids. The transcript has 2 exons. Lineage: Eukaryota; Metazoa; Chordata; Cladistia; Polypteriformes; Polypteridae. Gene Ontology annotation, molecular function: protein binding.
UGUGCCGACUAUAAACGGAUAAAUCACUCAGCUGAGAUAAGAGUUUAAGAAAGGUCACACAAAUGGAGGUCCUCCUUUAUCGUGCAGAGCCCACAGGAUUCCCGUUUAAGUUUCUGGCUCAUCGAUCUCUUUCUCGUAUUUCCUUCCCCAGCCCGGUGUGGCUCCGCUCCACUCUGUCCGCUCGCAGUUCGUUAAUCGCCACGUCUGUGCCGAGCAGCGUCAAGUGGACUUUAGCUCUUCCUUGAUCCUCCCCUGUGCAGAUGACGUUUCCUUGUCACCUUUCCACACAGCCUUCUCCCCCCAACAGACCAUUCGGCCACGGCUUGGGGAUCAUGCACCUCGGCUCCUGAGUCGCGAGCCCUGACACUGCGCAGCUAACCAUGUCGGACAGAUACCACAAAGCGGCCAUCGAUGGCUAUAAGGAUCUUCUAAAAGAAGCCACUAGGAAAGAUCUGAACACCCCGGACGAAGAUGGCAUGACCCCCACCCUAUGGGCGGCAUACCACGGACACGUUGAAGCGCUCCAACUGAUCUGCAGUAGGGGUGGAGAUCCAGACAGGAGUGACAUCUGGGGCAACACACCACUACAUCACGCUGCAGCCAAUGGCCACUUGACUACGGUCAACUUCCUGGUGAAUUUUGGGGCCAACAUCUUUGCUCUGGACAAUGACUUUCAUACCGCAAUGGAUGUGGCUGCUUCCAAGGACCGCAUGGAGUGCGUGCGAUUUUUGGAUGACGCGGCUACAAGGCAGAACAACCAAAACCCAAAAAAGGUAGCCAAACUGAAGGAUCAGGCUACAAAGGACGCCGAGAAAAGGGUCAAGUCCUGUGAAAGAGUCCAGAAGAAGCAUGAGAGCAAAAUGAACAAGAUGUACCAACAGCAGCAUGGCUCCGUCUAUGGUUCUGUCCGGUCACCUGUCGCAGAAGGGACCAUUAACAGUGUCAAUGAGCAUUUCUCUAAACUUAUCGCCUCCAAUACCUCAGGAACGCUUACCUCCAGGAUCUUAGGGACAUUACAGAAGAGGCUGAACAAGAAGGAGAAAAACACAGUGUCACAUCAUGGUGGAGACAAUGUCAUCUUUGUCAAGCAGGAAGGCAACACCUUGGGGCGUUCCAACCUUAUGAACAUGUUCAUAGAACAGGAUGAGUCAGAAGAAGCAUCUGCCAAUCAGGAUCGAGGAGUAGGAGAAGAACAAGAAGAACAAGAAAACGAAGGAGCGGAAAGUAGCACCUCUGCUAACAAAGAGUCCAUUUUCAAGAGGCCUGGCCUAGGAAACAUGGUGUUCAGAAGAAAUCUCAUGGGCCUGGCAGCAGAACCUGAAGAGAUCGCCUAUAACAUGGAGGUGGACUUUGGCCUUCGUAUCCAAAAGGAGCUCUUCCAGCCGCAGAGAGAGGAGGAUGAGGACGUCUACGAAGAGAUGGACGGAAACCUGCCCUGGAAGGAAGAUGAAAUUGACCUGGAUGAUGACGAUGAAGGCGAGACGUCUCCCCUGGCUGCCUUCUUAGCUUCCCUCAACUUGGUGGAAUUUACACCCAUCUUCAAACGUGAGCAGCUGGACCUGGAAGCCCUUAUGUUAUGUUCAGAUGAAGACCUCAAGAGCAUCCAUAUCCAGCUGGGGCCUCGCAAGAAAAUCCUGGAGGCAGCAGCCCAGAGAAAAAAGGCCAUGAAACACUCCAGCCAGAUGUCAGACAGCUGCCUAUGAAGAACCUCGAAGUUUUUUAGGAAUUUAGAGGGACUAGAGGUUGUCCGUUGAAGUCCUGACUUUUCCCAUGGAACAGAUGUGCUGGGUCACCUCUUGGACUUUAUGACAGAGCUUUCUUGUAGUGAACCACACCCAGUGACCUUCUACCUUGUCCCUCUUAACUGUUGAACACCCACUUCAGUGGCUAUACGACCUCAGGGGGUCAUGGAACUGAGUCUACCAUCUGGGUUUCACACUCCAAACACUGAUCAGUGUCUAGCAGGCUCUGCUUCUUCUUUCCUCAGAAUCCACACAUAUAGCAUCCUUUGUUGGACAUCUAAGCGACUCAUCUAAGGGGUCUCCACCUACACACCAGCACCUGAAAGAUGGCUUUUGUCCUUUUUAAUGACUAAUUUAAAAUUUCUCAGCUUCUCAAUCAGACCUCGAACACUAUAGUCAGUACGGUGCUACAUAGACCAGACAGUUUUCCACAUUCCAGUUUGAAAUAAAUGGGAGCAAGUAGCUUGAUUGCACACCUCCUUCUUUUUCUUGUCAUCUUGUUGAAACUCUUGGGUGGUCCUAUUUCAGGCUUAUUCAAAGAAUUUGUACAUUUUAUAUACGGGCAGAAGUCGGGCAACUCAGAUCGAUGUAAAGGAUGGGUGCUGCCUAGGGGGCAAGAAAAUGGAGACCACAAGUACGUCAGUUCAAAGGAUAAUAGGAGGUUUGUACAAUGCAAGGGAAUGGAUUGCCAGCUGUUAACCCUUUUAGGACAGACUGACUGGGGGGGACUCAGGGACCAACAGAGCCAGACCUCGAUUUCAGGCUGGGUUCAGUCACGCCCGCUGUAUACCAGCGACCAUUUUAACAUUCAUUUUUAGAAAUCCGAAAAUCACUUUCGAUUAGAUGUCCCUAAUUUCGCUGUACUUAACCUUGUAAUUACUUGUACAAUUACAGAGUAACUAGGUGUUAUUACCUUCUACAUACUGGGUAACACGAGAAUUAAGUACUCAAUUGUAAUUGUUAUUCCUCAAUUUAUAUACGUAUCUCUCUAUUAUAUAAAAAAAAUCCUUUGACGCGACGAGACUUUUUUGUAGUCAACACUUUUUGAAAGAUUUUUUCAAGUCUCGCAAGAUGAAACUUUUUCCAUGAGAAUUUUGAAAGUCACGUCCUCCUCUCAACCAUUUUCAAACAUCGAUCCUCUCAUUCGUGUGAAUGCUUUUGUCAGACACAUUUCUUGCGCUCUCCGCUCUUAUAAACCUUUACUUUUCCCUCAUUUUAAGUCGUUCAUGAAAAGUCCACAGUUUCAUCCUUUAAAGGAGCAUUUCAGGAUAUUAUUUUUAAACAUACAAUAUAUUUGUUAAAAACGUUGAAGCCAUUAUCAGGACAAUAAUUUUAUACGUUCUAGACGACACGUCAACAACUAAGUGAAGAACAUGUAAAAUUUUAA